AUGCCACCUCCCCCCGUCCGCUCCAACGAAGAACUGAACAUCUCCGUCCUCCGCCGUCACAACCCCGCCAUAACUUCAAUUCUCUCCCUAGCGCCUUAUGCCGUCAUCUACAUAUUCAGCCCAACCACACGGCAGUGGGAAAAGAGCGGAGUAGAGGGCUCAUUAUUUGUUUGUCAAUUAUCGCAGGGGUCUUUAGGCGAAGAACGGUACAACGCUUUUGUGCUGAAUCGGCGGGGUCUGCAGAAUUUCGAUGUUCCCCUGACGGACGGGGAUAAUGUGGAAAUUACGGAAGAAUAUGUGAUUCUUAAGGUCGAUGAUGACUCCGGGUUGGGUGUGGAUAAUAAUAACGGCAUGAAUGGGAAAAGUGCCGAUCUCCGCAUAUACGGUCUUUGGAUUUACUCCGAACCCCCUCCCAACUCUACGGCCGAAACGCGCAGUAUCAACGCUCAGGUGAUUCGGGAAUGCGCCAUACAUGCAGGCCAGAGUUUGAAGCUGGCCCGCGAGCGACUGGAAGCUACUCGCCAGAAUGGCCUGCACGCUGCAGCUGCGGCUGCGGCUUCUACCGCUGACCCCGUGGAAGAGGUGCAAUCAAGUGUUGCCAUGGGACGCCAGGUUUCUUUGAGGGAUCUUUUUGGACAACAAAGGGCUCAGGAUGAUGGGUGGAGUACAACGGCGCACCAUGCUGGUCCCCAAGGGUGGCCCCAGCCUGGGAUGGGUGUGCCGAUGGCGCAGCCGCAGCCGCAGCCUCAGCCUCAACAAGACGUACUGGGCGAUCUAUUUAGGAGGGCCGGGUUAGCGUACCAGGGGGGUCCCUGA
Molecule: messenger RNA, 816 nt
Organism: Aspergillus oryzae RIB40
Lineage: Eukaryota; Fungi; Ascomycota; Eurotiomycetes; Eurotiales; Aspergillaceae
Product: Dcp1 family protein
Exons: 1
Coding region: 1-816 (271 amino acids)
Biological process (GO): deadenylation-dependent decapping of nuclear-transcribed mRNA; positive regulation of catalytic activity; deadenylation-independent decapping of nuclear-transcribed mRNA
Cellular component (GO): P-body
Molecular function (GO): mRNA binding; enzyme activator activity
Source: RefSeq, a predicted model, not a curated record